Trichoderma asperellum CBS 433.97 is the source of this 733-nucleotide messenger RNA. Lineage: Eukaryota; Fungi; Ascomycota; Sordariomycetes; Hypocreales; Hypocreaceae. The record is from RefSeq and is a predicted model, not a curated record.
AGCCCUGUACCAAGACGAGGUAUUGGAUGGGCGCUGCUGCAGUGACAGUCCCGUACGGGUUUAUCGAUAAAUGAGGGGAACCAAUCGCCCAAGGUACCGCCCCAUACCCAACUGCACGCUGAGUGACCACCUGCGUUGAGAGGACAGCACUGCCCAAAGCCAAGCUACCUCAAGCUCUUCGAUCUGUGCUAGCAGGGCAUGUAUCCAGAAGCUGAGCUAGGCGUACUCGGCUACUUGACGGCGCGGUACUGUUUAUUACGGGCUGUUGUGGGAAGCUUCAGCUGCAAAGAGAGGCUUUGCGCCCAUCAGGCGCAAAGUAAACAUCUGAUAUCACGGAGUGCCUCUGGAUUGAUAGCUGCAUUUCUUUCUAUUCUCUUCUUCGAGAAAAGCGUAGAGAUGCGCAGGUAUCUUGUCUACACGCGGCAAUAUGGGCCUUCGGUAAACAGGAUUCCUGCUAACUCAUCAGUAAACAGUGUUUGCAUGGUGCUUGACGCCAGAAUCUCACUCGAGAAUACAGGCCCACCACACAUAUACGAGUCGCAUGCGCAAAUCACCAGACCACAGACACGCCUAUUCCAAGUAGCUUGACAUAAUCCUAGUUUAGGGCACCUCAUGCGAGCUCUACUCGCGGCCAACAGCAGCCCAGGACUAAGGAUCCUCGUCCAAGUCGUCGAAAGAGGGUUGCACCAAGUCGUCAGAGGCGGUGUGUUGAGCAGCUAUCCGCGGUAUCAUU